GGAAGAAGAUUCGUUUCACCGCACUCUCUGUUGUUUUGACAUGAUACUGGUUUAAUACGAACGGCUAAACAUGUUAUAUCUGUAAAUAGAAAGAGAAUCAGGUCAGUGAAUACUUUUAAUGUCUUAUCAGUCGUGACUAAGUGUUGUGACUAAGGUUUGAAUCGAGCAGGAACAUCUGGAGGAGUUUAUCAUCUGAACUGAGAUCUGCUGCUGUGAAGAUGUUUGUGAAAGAGGAGAACACAAGUGAACCAGAAACCUGGAGAAUAAAACACGAACCAGAAUCUAUGAGAAUAAAACACGAGGAAACAGAAACUUUGAGUAUGAAACAGGAGGAUCCAGAUUUUUUGAGAAUAAAACACGAGGAUCGAGAAGAGUUGAUUGAAGAAAACGAGGAAAAUAAAGAAUCAAGUGAAGUCGAGGAGAAAAAUCAUGUCAAAACUGGAGUAAAACCUUUGAGUUGCUCCCAAACUAAACAGAAAGGUUUAAAGAAAAGAAGAGCUAAGAAAGCUCUCACCUGCACUCAGUGUGGAAAGUGUUUCACACACAAUACAAGUCUUAAUGUUCACUUGAGGGUUCACACUGGAGUGAAACCUUAUAAGUGUUCACACUGCAACAAGAGAUUCGUUAAGUCAGGAGACCUGAAAAUACAUGAGAGGAUCCACACUGGAGAGAAACCUUACAAGUGUUCACACUGCAACAAGAGAUUCAGUCAGUCAAUACAUCAGAAAACACAUGAGAGGAUCCACACUGGAGAGAAACCUUACAAGUGUUCACACUGUGACGAGAAAUUCAGUCAUCCAUCAAAUCUGAAAAGACACGAGAGGAUCCACACUGGAGAAAAACCUUAUCACUGCAUUGACUGUGGGAACCGUUUCAAUCAUUCAUCUGCUCUACACAGGCAUACAAAAAACUAUCACAGUAAGGCUCAGCACACACUUUAGCUUUAUACUUUAGUAUAAACUACUUUAUAGUUGAGCUGUAUAUGUAAAAAAAACAAAAAAAAACAUAUAUAUAUAUAUAUAUAUAUAUAUAUAUAUAUAUAUAUAUAUAUAUAUAUAUAUAUAUAUAUAUAUGUGUGUAUUUUUUGUUUUUGUUUUACGUAUACAGCUUAACACAUGUCUAUGUGUGUGUGUUUCAUCAAAAUGGAUCCGGAAUUUUGGGAGCCUGAAAAUGCUAUAUAUAUAUAAAAAAAAAAAACUGGGUCUCAAGAGUGGAUAAAUCUUAAACCGACACUUUUGUGUGUACAGCUAAUCUGUAUAUGUUGAUACAGAUACAGUUACCACCUCACGUCUUGACCCCAGUCAGACACCGCUUCCUUAUGUACAGCAACAACAAUAACAGGUGGACUACAUGCUUGUGUCUGUGCUGCAGAAGCCUGUUAGCUUUACUAACUUUAAUUGCUUUUCUUGUUGUUGUGUUUGUAUACAGUGUGCAAGGUUUAUGCUCAUGCUUCAAGUCUUCUCUGUUUUUAGUGUAUCUCUGGGGCAGAAUUACAGCGCCACAUAGUGGUCUGACAUGUAUACUACAUCAUUUUGAGUUGGUUUCAGUGGUUGUGUGUAUACGCAGAUUUUUGAGACCGUGCUGUUUACGGAGGAAAAAAUUAAUAAAAGAUGUAUAUGGAAA
Carassius auratus (goldfish) is the source of this 1623-nucleotide messenger RNA. Its product is annotated as gastrula zinc finger protein XlCGF67.1-like. The transcript has 2 exons. NCBI's taxonomy places the organism in Eukaryota, Metazoa, Chordata, Actinopteri, Cypriniformes, Cyprinidae. Gene Ontology annotation, cellular component: nucleus. The record is from RefSeq and is a predicted model, not a curated record. Gene Ontology annotation, molecular function: RNA polymerase II cis-regulatory region sequence-specific DNA binding; DNA-binding transcription factor activity, RNA polymerase II-specific. Gene Ontology annotation, biological process: regulation of transcription by RNA polymerase II. The coding region runs from base 219 to 941 and encodes 240 amino acids.